CGACACCGCCACGCGCCGCUGCUGCUGGAAUCGCUGACCGGAGCUGGGGGGGGACGUUGGGGGUUCGCCGCCGUGGGCGGCGGGUCGGGUCGGGUCGGUCGGGUCCGGUCCGGGGAAUGGCGGCGCCGAGCCGUUGGGGCCAGGGGGUCGCCUUGUUCCUGUGGCGCCGGCGGCUCCUUCUGGUCGUGUGGAGCUGCUGCUGCUGCUGCCUCUGCUGCUCGGGCAGCCUGGCUCUGUCCGGCCCCGAGGUGAACGUGUACAUGAGCGUGGAAGAAGUGCGCAAACUGAUCGGUCUCGAUGCAGAGUUAUACUAUGUGCGGAAUGAUGUUGUUAGUCACUAUGCACUCUCUUUCUACUUGGUUGUUCCGGGGGAGACCAACAGUCUUCACUUUACUUGGCAUGCUAAAUCCAAGGUUGAAUACAAGUUGGGUUUUCAAGUCGAUAACCUUGCAGCUAUGGACAUCCCCCAAGCCAAUAUUUCUGUGCAGGGAGAGGUUCCACGUAUCAUGUCAGUAUUUCGAAUUGAUCUCUUCUGCACAGGAAAAUUUGAUUCAGAGGUCACAAUGGUAAUGCAACUUAACCUGACCGUUAAUUCUUCAAAGAACAUCACAGUACUGAACUUCAAACGUAGGAAAAUGUGCUACAAAAAACUUGAACAGGAAGAAAAAAUUCCUCUUUAUGCAGGAAAAAACAGCAGCAAAGAUGGAAGGGCUUCCUUUGAUGCUGUGAACGCAGCACCCACUACCUCCACCCGUGUGUUCUACAUCAGUGUUGGAGUUUGCUGUGCAGUCAUAUUCUUGGUGGCAAUAAUACUAGCUGUGCUGCAUCUGCACAGUAUGAAGAGAGUGGAACUUGAUGAUAGUAUGAGUGACAGUGCAAGCUCUCAAGGCUUGUCACAGCCCUCCACCCAGACCACACAGUAUCUGAGAGCAGACACACCUAACAAUGCUGCACCUGUAACCAGAAGUGAUCUGAAGGAACUUGCUGGGUGCAGCCCUGAAGAAGAAAGGCAAAAUGGCGUUACCCAAGCUUCCAAAAAGUCAGGUAAUAAAGAAAUAUACCUGAACUUGGAAGUUUCUCGAUUACCAGAGGACCAUCCACUAUUAAAACAUACAGGUUAUCCAACACUUAGGAUAGAAAAGAAUGACCUUAAAAGUGUUACACUAGUGGAGGCUAAAGGCAGAGUGAAGGACAUCGCCAUCUCCAGAGAGAGAGUCACACUCAAAGAUGUUCUUCAAGAAGGUACUUUUGGUCGUAUUUUCCAUGGGGUUUUAGUUGAUGAAAAAGACUCCAGUAAGGAAAAAUAUGUCUUCGCUAAAACAGUGAAAGAUCAUGCAUCUGAAGUGCAAGUUACUAUGAUGUUAACAGAGAGCUGCAAAUUGCGUGGCCUCCACCAUCGAAAUCUCCUGCCAAUUAGUCACGUUUGCAUAGAAGAUGGAGAGAAACCUAUGGUACUGCUGCCCUACAUGAAUUGGGGAAACCUGAAACUUUUCCUUCGACAGUGCAAGCUUGCUGAGGCCAACAACCCACAGGCAAUAUCCCAACAGGACCUUGUACAUAUGGCCAUUCAGAUUGCCUGUGGGAUGAGCUACCUUGCCAGGAGAGAAGUUAUACAUAAAGACCUGGCAGCCCGAAAUUGUGUCAUUGAUGACGGCCUACAGGUGAAGAUUACAGACAACGCAUUGUCUCGAGAUCUCUUCCCUAUGGACUACCACUGCUUAGGAGACAACGAAAAUAGGCCAGUCAGGUGGAUGGCACUUGAAAGCCUUGUUAACAAUGAAUUCUCCAGUGCAAGUGAUGUGUGGGCAUUUGGAGUAACGUUGUGGGAACUGAUGACUCUGGGACAAACACCAUAUGUUGACAUUGAUCCUUUUGAAAUGGCGGCUUAUCUUAAGGAUGGCUACAGAAUAGCUCAGCCAAUCAACUGCCCAGAUGAACUCUUUGCAGUGAUGGCCUGCUGUUGGGCCUUGGAUCGUGAAGAGAGGCCAAAGUUCCAGCAACUGGUACAGUGCCUGACUGAAUUCCAUGCGGCGUUAGGGGCCUACGUCUGAAAACAACGAUGUGGUUUUGCCUAGAGUUCUCAUGACUCUAAAAACAGAGUUCAGAAUAAAAGAAAAGAAAAAGAGUGUUUUUUCUUCCAAAGCAGAGUGCCUUGAAAUACUUUUAUAACUUUUUUAACUAAAGUAUCUUGAUAAUGUGAGUACUGGUAUUAUAGCACAGUAUCAUGUUUACUUUCCUUGUCUGAACUGAGUAAGACUUUUAGUAAACUUCAAGCCUGGUCGAGUUUCCUGGGGUAUCUCAAGUAUAACGGACAGAAAAAGGUGAUCUUGUUUGGACUUCGCACUCCAUUCCUCAGCUUCUACUCUGCUGCCUCUCAUUCGGAACCAGAUUUAUUUAUCGGUUUUUGAAGAUUUGAUACCUGCUGCUUUUUGACGUUACAGAGCAAUUUCACAAAGUGGAUCACAGCUUCAGCAAAACUUCAGUUCAGUCUCCACAGCAAUCAGAAUCCAUGUUGAUUCCUGAUUUUUAAUGUAUUUUUGUGGAGCAUGGGCAACUAAGUCCAUUUUUUCACUUUGAAGUAUGCAAUCUGUUCCCUUUUUGCUUAAUAUAAAAGACUGACUUGCACUGGAAAAGGUAGUUGCAUAGCGACUAGACAUCCAGCUUUUUACUCCAUCUCCAAACUAGGUACGUAGGGUAUUUUGCAUUUUAGCACUUCGUGCCACAGUAGAACAUCCUCUUCGUCUCCACCCAGUUGCAAAAUGACAAUCCAUUGUCUAACUUUCAUAUUCUAUUUUUGACCUUUAACGUGGAAGCCUGCUGUUCAGCGGUACGAGGUGUUUGGGAAAAUAGGUUUGAAUUCCUUGCCUUGUAAAUCCAAACCUUGUAUAUAUUUUAAAUGAUUUGUCGGCUAUUUCUAGUUUUUACCUGGUGUUCAUCUUUGUACAAUGUAAAAUGCAGAGGAUAUGAUUAAUAAAGCAGAGAAAUCUUUCUGAUUGA
Callorhinchus milii (elephant shark) is the source of this 2997-nucleotide messenger RNA. RefSeq names its product receptor like tyrosine kinase (gene ryk). The transcript has 17 exons. Gene Ontology annotation, cellular component: signaling receptor complex. Lineage: Eukaryota; Metazoa; Chordata; Chondrichthyes; Chimaeriformes; Callorhinchidae. Gene Ontology annotation, molecular function: protein kinase activity; ATP binding. The coding region runs from base 117 to 2051 and encodes 644 amino acids. The record is from RefSeq and is a predicted model, not a curated record. Gene Ontology annotation, biological process: positive regulation of kinase activity; multicellular organism development; protein phosphorylation.